Molecule: messenger RNA, 2628 nt
Organism: Nerophis lumbriciformis (worm pipefish)
Lineage: Eukaryota; Metazoa; Chordata; Actinopteri; Syngnathiformes; Syngnathidae
Source: RefSeq, a predicted model, not a curated record
AUGUGCAGUAUUUGCAAUGCCGAGCUUGCAUACUACAGCAGCACGUCGGCCAUGAAUGAACACCUGAAGCGCCGUCACCCAGCUCUACAUGAAGUACUGAACAGGAAGACGAGGCCCGAUCCAGAAGGGGAGAGCUGUCCCCCGAGGCCCACUGACAGAACGGCGUCACCGGCCAAGAAACUGGCCACCCUGCCUAAAACUGAUGCGCUCACGCGAAGGCCCGGUUCACCGGCAUCACCUUCCCCACGGCCAAAAAGAGACGUGAUGAAGUCGGACGAGAGGCAGCAGCUGGCGAAGGAGCGGCGAGAGGAAAAAGCUAAAUAUCUCGAAGAGCUCAGCAAACUUCAAGCGGCCAAGAAGAGCCAGUGGUUAGAAAAGGAGGAGAGGGCGCGGCAAUUGAGGGAGCAGCAGCUGGAGGAACGGCGCAGGAGGCUGGAGGAACAACGCAUCCUGGCGGAAAAACGUCGCGCCGCCCUGGAGGAGCGACAGAAGCAGAAGCUGGAAAAGAACAAAGAACGCUAUGAGGCGGCCAUCCACCGCUCUGCCAAGAAGACUUGGGCCGAAAUCCGCCAACAAAGGUGGUCGUGGGCCGGCAACCAGAAUCCCAAUCAGAAAGAGAGCAGAUGUUCUCUCUCCACCGUCAACCUUCCCAAACACGUGGACUCGGUUCUAAACAAGCGUCUCUCCAAGUCUUCGGCCACGUUGUGGAACUCCCCCAGCAGAACCCGUAACGCUGCCCUCAGCCCAUGGGAGAGCAGCAUCGUGGACCGCCUGAUGACGCCAACCUUGUCGUUCCUGGCUCGGAGCCGUAGUGCCGCCAGUGUGCUCCCCAAUGGAAAAGAUGGACAGUCCCCACUGUGCCCUCGGUCCUCUUCCGCCAGCCCCCUGACAUUGUGCGCCCACCAACCCCACCACCGCUGCGCCGAACGCUGGAGGGUGACGUCCAGCACGCCAGACAUCACCCAACGGCAGCACAGACGGAGCUCCACACCCAUUGACAGAACCAAAAAAGAGAAGAAAGACAAGGAGCGGGAGAACGAAAAAGAGAAAAAUGCUUUGACAAAGGAGAAGUUCCUUAAGAAGCGGCAGUCGCUUCCGAGCAUGAGACACAGAGCAGACUUGAGUCCUAGUCCACUAUCAAGACCGCGCCCGUCGUCACCCGCCACGCCGAAAGGCAGGACGGCGUCGCCGAGUCCCGCGGUCUCCCCGAAGCCCGCUUCCACGCGCAGCAGCCCAUCCACCCCCAAAGGACAGCCCAGGAGGGCGAGGACUCCCGCUAGGGUUGACCAUCGGACUUCCCCGCCUGUCCCGUUGGAGAGAGUGAGGGAACAUCGGAGGCCGGUCACCCCAGAAUACAGUCGACGUUCUCCUGUUGUUCCUGCUUUCAAAUACUCUGCAGCGUCAACUUCUGCUACCUCGCCGUCUCCCGAGCCAUAUGUCAAAGACAUUCCCUCCGCGCCGUCUCCCAAGCCAAUGGCGGGCACCAACGAUCCCGAGGAGGCAGCACGAAUUUUGGCGGAGAAGCGGAGGCAGGCUCGUGAGCAAAGAGAGAGGGAGGAGGAAGAGCGCCGUGUGCAGGAGGAAAAGGACAGGCUAAUGAGAGAGGAGCGUCUAGCGAGGGAAGCGGAGGAGAGUCGUCGGCGUGAAGAGGAGGCGCGCAUCGCAGCUGAGGAGCAGCGGAAAAGGGAUGAGGAGAAGCGGAUAAGGGAGGAACGCGAAGCUCAGGAGAGAGCUGAGGCCGAACAGGAGGAGAACAUUCGUUUACAGAAGCAGAAAGAAGAAGCUGAGGCAAAAGCUCGCGAGGAGGCGGAGAAGCAGCGCGAGGAGAGGGAGAAACACUUCCAGAAGGAGGAGCAGGAGAGGCUGGAGAGGAAAAAGCGCCUGGAAGAGAUUAUGAAGAGGACGCGCAAAUCUGACGCAAAUGACAAGAAGGAGACAAAAUCUGCACAGCCGCCACCUCAAGUGAGCGAGAAAGACGUGGACAGCAGCAAAGAAUGCGAGGUGAACAUGGAUGACAAGAAGACGGAACAUGAACAGAGCAGACAAAGCCCGGAGGGCCAAACUCAGCUGAACGGCGUCCAAGCGGGCAGACGCGAGCGCAACGGCUUGACGGCCGACAUUAUCAUCCACGCCGCGGAUGGGGCCGCCGACGACAUCCUAACCUAUCGGGGCGACGACGCUUUUGUCAAGAAAGCGUCGGCGCCGCUCAAGACACAGCACGUGGCAGAGACGCUGGGACUGGAGAGCGUUGACGUAGUAUUAAGCGAGGAGGAGAAUGUGGAGGCAGCGAAAGACAUUCAACAGUUCACUUGGACAAAAGACUGUCAGGAGACGUUUUUCAACCUCAAAAGGGCGCUCACCAAUGCCCCUGUCCUCACGUUACCAGACCCAGCUCUGCCAUUCAUGCUGGACACAGACGCAAGCAAUGUGGGCACGGGAGCCGUCCUGUCGCAGUCGGGGCCUGACGGUGAACGAGUGGUGGCCUAUUUCAGCUGCAUCUUCAAUAAGAGCGAGAGGCGCUAUUGUGUGACGAGGAGCGAGCUAUUGACGGUCGUCUUGACUUCCGUUACUACCUGUGUGGCGUGCCUUUCACCAUCAGGACAGACCACGCUGCACUACAGUGGCUGA